This is a messenger RNA of Urocitellus parryii (Arctic ground squirrel), 399 nucleotides long. Its product is annotated as cystatin-9-like. The record is from RefSeq and is a predicted model, not a curated record. Lineage: Eukaryota; Metazoa; Chordata; Mammalia; Rodentia; Sciuridae. Gene Ontology annotation, biological process: antimicrobial humoral response. Gene Ontology annotation, molecular function: cysteine-type endopeptidase inhibitor activity.
AUGGGGCGAGAGCUAGAGGAGGUGGCUAAAGAAGGCUUCCAUCCCCUGGUAACUCAGGCCUGGUGUUCAGAAAAAGAUAUGUACACUCUCCAGCUGCAAAUUGGGGAUCCCAACUUCUCUCCUACGUUGGAGUUUGCCUUACAGAAAUUCAACCAGCAGAACAAGGACCAGUAUGCUUACAAGCUUGUCCAGGUCCUGAGUUCUGAGACUAAGAAGAUGAGCAUCUCAACAAUUUAUUCCAUGACGCUAGAGCUGGGAAGAACAGUAUGUGGAAAAUCUGAGGGAGAUAUUAAUGACUGCCCACUUCAAGACAGCCCAGAGCAGAACCAUGUAAGCGAGAGCACCAGCUUACCUCAUUUCACAGAUGUGGGUGCUCCUUGGGCAUGGAGUGGGGUGUAG